Molecule: messenger RNA, 621 nt
Organism: Hibiscus syriacus
Lineage: Eukaryota; Viridiplantae; Streptophyta; Magnoliopsida; Malvales; Malvaceae
Exons: 1
Coding region: 1-621 (206 amino acids)
Source: RefSeq, a predicted model, not a curated record
AUGCCCUCGAAGUCAAAGUUAUCAUCGUCACGAUCUGACCGGGAUGGAGGGAGGAAUGUCUUAGUGUGGUGUGGUGCCGUCAUCUGCACCAUCAUCACCUUAGCAAUCAUCAUCACCGGCAUCGUUACGUUCAUAGGAUACUUGGUCAUACAUCCCAGGGUGCCUUAUGUUAGCGUCGUAUACGCUCAUCUAGACCGGAUGGAGAUCGAUCACUACCAAGGCGCUCUGGGAAUGCAGGUCAACAUAGUAAUUCGAGCUAACAAUGGGAACCAUAUGGCGCAUGCUGGCUUCUCGCAUUCUAAUUACACACUUAGCUUAGAUGGAAAAGACAUAGCCCUAUUGCAAGAACCAGACUUUGAAGUAAGUAAGAACAGUUCAGUCGAUUUUACUUUUGUUGCUCAAGCAUCACCCGUACCCUUAGAUCCAGAACAAGCAGACGAGGUGGAGACCGGUUUGCAGAAAGAUCUGAUUACGUUCAAUUUGAAAGGAGGCGCCCGUGUUAGAUGGAGAGUCGACCGUCUCGGGUCGUUUCGGUUCUCGAGUCGUCUUGAUUGCCGGUUGCAGUUCCAUGCUUCCAAUCUAUCCUACGUUCCUUCAAGCUGCACUUCCAAGGCCAAAUGA